AGUAAAAAUAAACUAGAAGAAGGCACACUACUUUAUCCAAGGAGAGUUUGUUGGGAAACAAGCAUAGAACAAAAUGGCAGACAAUACUACAUUGACAUAGAAGAAGCACCUAGUAAUGCAAUAACAAGCUUAUAUAAAAGGCUAAAUCCUAAUUCAAAUACAAAAUUUUCUGGUCCUUUGGUUUUAGGUUGGGGUAACAAAGAAAUAUUGGAAGCUUCACUGAAGGAUAUAGAUUUUCAACCCUUUGCUAUAAAGUUUGGUGAAUAUAAUAGAACAUGUGUUUUGUUUAUUCAACUGUUGAAUGUGAUCAUUGCAAGAUUUCCAUUUACAUGGAUAAUGUUGAAUCGCCAGGAACGUGAAAUGAGAGCAUGGCAUGCAAUGUUGAGGGCUACUGGAUGCACAGAAAUCACACCAGUUUCAAUAGACAAGUUAGAGCAUGAAUUUUGGUCUCAAAGCUCUGAUCCAUCAGUUGAUCAAGAUACCUUGGAGGUUUUAAAUAGCUAUGAUGGUAAAAUAAGAAUAUUAUCAAUAAUUUCAAGCAAACUUCAAUAUGAAGAAAACUCAAGAGAGUUCUCCAAAAUAUUUAAAUUCCCCAGAUUUGAUAACCUAGAUGAUGAUUUUUUGUUAGAAAUAAUUUUUGAAUUAAAAUAUUUCAUAAAGAACUCUAAAAAUUUUGAGCAACAUUGUUUAAUAACAUCAUACUUUGAUGUCUCAUCUAAAACAAUAUCCAAAGCAAGAUUGCAUUCUGAAGUUAAUGAAGAAGCUAAAAGACAAUUUGAAAUUUUUUUUGCUGACAAAAAUAUUGUCAAUUUAAGUUCUUAUAGAGUAAAUGAAAAAACUGGUGAUCCUGUAAAAUAUUUGAAAGAUCAAAAAGGAACAUUGCAGAGAAAAUACUUUGGACUAUAUCCAUCUGGAAUGAAAAGGACAACAUUUUUAACGAUGAGAAUAAAUGAAAAAGAUCAUCAGAAUCAAUUAAUUGCAGAACUUGAAUCCAUCCAACAUCAUUUAAAACAUGAAUAUGAAAAAGAACCCAAAGCAGAUUUCCUAGGACACACUUAUCAUGUUGAAUGUCUUGAGCAUUAUCUUCCAUAUGCUUUUGGACAAUGUUAUGCAAAUGAUUUAGAACAAAUUAUUAAUAACAGAAAUAAGAUUCAAUAUUAUUUGUCACGCCAAGCAAGAAAGACAUACCUUAAUGCUCAAUUUAAUGCUAGCUUGCUUUCUCUUUAUGAGGAGGGUGCAAUCAUUGUAGUUGAUUAUAAAAUGAAGAUUUUACCACGGUCAGCUCAUGAAGCAAAAUCUGAUUUUUAUGGGAAAUCUGGAUGGACUCUACAUUCAAUGUUAGUUUACACCAAACAUAACAAUGAUGGUGGAAAACAUAUGUCCAAUAAAGUAGUUGAAGAAUUGAAAAAAAACAUAGAAGUAGAAGAAAUGUUUCGAUUUGCCAAUAAAACUUCGAAUUAUUUAAAAAAUGUUUCUCGUAAAUAUACAACUGGUGGUGGGAUAAAUGAAGUUGUUAUUAUAUCAGCAGCUAGAACACCUGUUGGUUGUUUUAAUGGUUCAUUGAAGAAAUUAACAGCGCCAGAACUUGGAGCAAUUGCUGUUAAAAGUGUGGUUGAACGUUCUGGUGUUAAGCCUGAUCAGGUUGAAGAAGUGUUUUUUGGUAAUGUGUUACAAGCUAACAUUGGACAAUCACCAGCUCGUUUGCCAACAUCAACUGAAGCUACAACUAUUAAUAAAGUAUGUGCUUCAGGAAUGAAAUCGGUAAUUUUUGCAGCUCAAAGUUUAGCGCUUGGUGAUAGAUCUGUAAUGAUUGCAGGUGGUGUGGAGAGUAUGUCAAAUGUUCCAAAUGUUUUAUAUGGUAAUCAAACAAUGGCAGAUGGAAUAAUCAAAGAUGGUUUAUGGGACGUUUAUAACCAAAUACAAGAACAACAAGAUGGACAUGCUAUUGAGUCUUAUAAACGAGCGGCUGAAGCAUGGAAGAAUGGUGUUUUUAAAGAAGAAAUUGUUCCAGUAACGAUUAAAGACAAGAAAAAAGAAAUAGUUAUUAAUGAAGAUGAAGAAUACAAAAAUGUCAAAUAUGAUAAAAUUCCAACCUUAAAACCUGUAUUUCAACCUGAUGGUACCGUAACAGCUGCCAACUCAUCAUCGUUAAAUGAUGGAGCUAGCGCAUUGCUACUUACUACACGCAAAAAAGCCGACGAAUUAGGUCUUAAGCCUAUUGCCAAAAUCAUAUCAUAUGGAGAUGCAGCAGUUGAUCCAAUAGAUUUUACAAUUGCACCAUCUCAUGCCUUACCAGUUGCUCUGAAAAAAGCCGGAUUAACAAUCUCAGAUAUAAGUUUAUUUGAAUUCAAUGAGGCAUUUAGUGCGGUAAGCAGAGCCAACGAACAAUUAUUGGGAUUGGAUCCAUCAAAAGUAAAUAUAGCAGGUGGAGCAGUAGCUUUAGGACAUGCUCUUGGAUCAUCUGGAUCAAGGAUUUUAGUUACAUUGAUACAUUUAUUGAAGUCUGACCAAUUAGGAGCAGCCGCUAUUUGUAAUGGUGGCGGGGCAGCUUCUUCGAUUGUUAUUCAGAGAUUAUAA
Entrophospora candida is the source of this 2577-nucleotide messenger RNA. The record is from the annotation of a GenBank genome assembly. Lineage: Eukaryota; Fungi; Glomeromycota; Glomeromycetes; Entrophosporales; Entrophosporaceae.